Molecule: messenger RNA, 944 nt
Organism: Lolium perenne
Lineage: Eukaryota; Viridiplantae; Streptophyta; Magnoliopsida; Poales; Poaceae
Product: endochitinase A
Biological process (GO): cell wall macromolecule catabolic process; carbohydrate metabolic process; chitin catabolic process
Molecular function (GO): chitinase activity; chitin binding
Source: RefSeq, a predicted model, not a curated record
UGCCAUGCCAUUUCAAUCACAGCACCACCAUCGUAGCAAGCUUCAAGCCUGCAACACAAACUAGCUACUGACGGCAUGGCGACCUCGCCGAUGGCGGUGUUCACGUUCAUGGCUCUUGGGCUAGCAGCAGCACUCCUCUCCGCUGCUGGUCCGGCGGCCGCGCAGAACUGUGGCUGUCAGGCGGGCUUCUGCUGCAGCCAAUACGGUUACUGCGGCACCAAUUCAUCGUACUGCGGCGACGGGUGCCAGUCCGGCCCGUGCACCAGCGGCGGCGGAGGUGUGGGCAGCAUCGUCAGCGAUGCCUUCUUCAACGGAAUCAAGUCCCAGUCCGGCGGCGGCUGCGCAGGCCAGAGCUUCUACACCCGCCAGGCGUUCCUCAACGCCGUCGGCUCCUACUCCGGCUUUGCGUCCGGAAGCUCCGACGCCGCCAAGCGCGAGAUCGCCGCCUUCUUCGCCCACGUCACGCACGAGACCGGACACUUCUGCUACAUCGAGGAGAUCAACGGGGCGAACCAGAACUACUGCGACACCGGAUACCCGCAGUGGCCGUGCUCCUCGGGGGUGAAGUACUACGGCCGCGGGCCGCUGCAGCUCACGUGGAACUACAACUACGGGGCGGCGGGGCAGAGCAUCGGCUUCGACGGGCUGGGGAGCCCGCAGACGGUGGCGCAGGACCCCGUGCUGGCGUUCAAGACGGCGUUGUGGUACUGGAUGACCAACGUGCACGGGGUGCUGCCGCAGGGCUUCGGCGCCACCACCAGGGCCAUCAACGGCGCCGUGGAGUGCGACGGCAAGAACACCGCGCAGAUGAACGCAAGGGUGGGCUACUACCAGGACUACUGCCGCCAGCUCGGCGUCGACGCCGGGGGCAGCCUCACUUGCUAGACACGGGCUUGCAUGCAGGACUCGUGAGGAAUAACUUAUUUCCUGUGUCUAAUGGUCAU